AUGGCUGAUGCCCAUGGACACCCCGGGGGCAGGCGUGCUCCCCGGCUGCUCCCCCGCCCUGGAGUCGCAGCGCCGAUGGUUCACCCGCCGGUGUCCCCACCCACCGCCGAAGUCUUCCUUUGCCCGUUUGUUGCUUUCGACCCGCAGCGUUACUUAUCGGAAGAACAAGCAAUGGGAAGCUCUACUUGGUUGUCUGUCAAGCUCUAUGGCCAGGGCGUGACAUUUCACGGAGCAUGUAUUCUGGCGCGGUACCAACCAACAGCACCUGAGACACCCAUGGCAGGUCUCCGUGCCCCCAAUGGCGAUAAUGACCGACACGGCACAGUCGGGGACUCGAGGGGCUCGACUUCGUCGAUGGAGAGCCUUGAUAUUUUUUCAAUUCCAAAACCCACCAAUGAAGAGUUCGUUGAGCUAAAUUCACGAAAGGAUUCUGGUUACUUUGGAUCGGAGACGGACAGUGACAAGACUGGGAGGGCAACAUCAGUGGUAACUAGGCAAUUCGGACCGUUGAUGGAGAACUUGAGUGUCGCAGCCACGGUUGGGGGUGCUGGCGGAGAUGGUCAACCCCUUGAAAUCGCAUCUGCCGAUCAGUUCUUUAAAGAUGCCGUUUGGGGCAUCGACUACUGA
Molecule: messenger RNA, 627 nt
Organism: Verticillium nonalfalfae
Lineage: Eukaryota; Fungi; Ascomycota; Sordariomycetes; Glomerellales; Plectosphaerellaceae
Exons: 3
Coding region: 1-627 (208 amino acids)
Source: RefSeq, a predicted model, not a curated record